Arabidopsis arenosa is the source of this 1353-nucleotide messenger RNA. NCBI's taxonomy places the organism in Eukaryota, Viridiplantae, Streptophyta, Magnoliopsida, Brassicales, Brassicaceae. The record is from the annotation of a GenBank genome assembly.
UAAAUUUGUUGCCAAAUUUGUAAUUUUCAAAACUUCGGCCGGAGAAGAAAAAAAUGAGCGGCUUCGCGGUUUCAAAACCGGAGCAGAGUCAUUAUCGUCUCUUCGAUUUCGCUAAGACGGCCAUAAUCAACAUCUUCGCACAUCCUUAUACCACUGUUUGCGAAUUGUACUGUGGUGGAGCUCCCGACACUGACAAGUGGGAAGCUGCUCCAAUUGGUCAUUACAUUGGAAUUGUAGAUACAUCGUCUUCUGGGAUAUCUUCUGUAAGAGAAGCUUGGGAGAGUCAGAGGAAGAACUACGAUGUGGAAUUUUUUGAAGCUGAUCCUUCCAAGGAUGAUCUUGAAAUCCAGCUAAAGAAGAAGUUGGGGCAGGCUGAUUUAGUUUCCUGUUGGCGCCAUCUGCAGUUAUGCUUUGAAACUGAGGAGAGUGCGAGAAGACUCCUUACUAAUGUAGCAUGUUUAUUGAAACCAGGGGGUUAUUUUUUCGGUAUUACUCCUGACUCGUCUACGAUCUGGGCUAAGUACCAGAAAAAUGUUGAAGCAUACCACAACAGAAGUGGUGCAAAGCCUAAUGUAUUUCCCAACUACAUUCGGUCUGAAAGUUACAUGAUCACUUUCGAACUGGAGGAAGAAAAAUUUCCGCUGUUUGGAAAGAGGUACCAGCUGAAAUUUUCUGGUGACAAUGCUUCUGAAGACCAUUGCUUGGUUCACUUCCCAAGCUUAAUCAGGUUAGCGAGGGAAGCUGGCCUUGAAUAUGUGGAAAUUCAAAGUUUAACAGAUUUUUAUGAUGAUAACAGAGCCCAAUUUGCAAGCUUGCUGAUGAAUGCUGGCCCGAACUUCGUUGACCCUAGGGGAAAACUUCUUCCACGAGCAUUUGAUUUGUUAGGGCUCUAUGCAACAUUCAUAUUUCAGAAGCCUGACCCAGAUCUCGAACCUCCUCUAACGACCCCAAUACCUUUUGAGAGCUCCAAUAAACAUGAUGAGGCAAUGCUUCAGUCUCCAGCUCCUUGCCCGGAUGUUAUUGUAGUUGAUCCAUUUAUUAAGUUGUUCUUCACGACUUUGCAGAGAGAAUUGUCGGUGAUCACGGUGAUCACUGACGCAAGUGCACCGGCAGAAGAUCCAUCACAAGGACUAGGGAAGAUUAGUGAACAGAAAGGAAUAUUGGGACCAGGCCCUGCUGAUUUACGUUUCUCUGAGGCAAUUUGAUGCCCCUUUUCUUUUAGGAAGAUGUACUGCUUUGGUGAUGUAGCGAAAGUGGUAUAUCAGUAGUGGCACAGAUGAGCUAAAACCAGCGUCUGGGUUUAGCUAGCAGAUCACGUGUUCCAUGUAUUUUUAACAAACAUUUCCAAUUUUC